AUGGCUCAUGCUGGGGCCAAAAAGGCCGAAGCAAGAGUAAACGACAUAUUUUCCAUCAAGCAGUCUCCGGGAGAAGGAUUGAGGGACUUCCUCGCCCGUGUCAACCGAGUAAGGAUGACCAUGCCGAAUGUAUCGGAAUGGAUGGCGGUUGCAGCUUUCCAGAACGGGUUGAGCAGAAAUGGUUCAAGGGCAACUAGAAAAUUAUUAAGUUGGCUUAUGAAGUACCCCCCAACUACUUGGGAUGAAAUACACAACGCAUGUUGUGCCGAGGUCAGAGUAGACGAGGACGACCUUAAUGGCUUGACUCAUUGGCUAAACUCGGUACAAGCCGAAUCCAGAAAAGACCGAAGAAAUGAUAUCAUGAGGGACCUAGUAGCUCCACGACCCAACCAGGAAAGACAUCUACCAUAUGUCAGAAGCGCCAUUGUGCCUCCCUCCCGCCAUGAAGAGGGCCCACCCAGAUCACAGACAGAGACUCACCGGAACGAAAGAGAAAUAGUUUACGCCUUGGAGAAGCUCGGAACAAAGUUGAAGUGGCCACAAAAGAUGAGAGGACGUGAACAACAUCAAGGACCACCAAAACCGCCCUCGCCAACCCGCACCAUCUACAUGAUCAUUUGCGGCAACGAUGAUACUUCUAUCAACAGUAUGAAAUUAACCAUAACCCACAAGCUCAAACGGUCAAUCACCCAUGAACGAUAUGACGAACUCGAAGAAAGUAUCAUCUUCGAUAAGUCGGAUACCAAUGCUUUGGUUUUCCCUCACUAUGAUGCCCUUGUUAUCGCUUUACGAAUUUUAGAUAUCGAUGUGAGACGCAUUAUGGUAGACGAUGGAAACGGCGCGUGCAUUAUCCACCCUCGAGUACUUGUACAAAUGGAACUCGAGGAUAAGAUAGUGUCGCGUUGCAUCACACUAACGGGUUUUAACAAUGCAGUUGAGCGAACAUCAGGAGAAAUUACACUCCCUGCUCCUACUGAUCUUCUACCUCUCCUGGUUGCUCGUUCUCAUGAUUUCCUGGAAAGAUCUCGAAGAGAUCUAACUAAAUCUGGUUCAAGACUCUCUGAGAGUCCGUCUAUGGUUGUGAGUGUUACUAUUUCGAUGAUUUUACGGUUCAAAUCUCUUGUUUGA
Molecule: messenger RNA, 1128 nt
Organism: Nicotiana attenuata
Lineage: Eukaryota; Viridiplantae; Streptophyta; Magnoliopsida; Solanales; Solanaceae
Exons: 4
Coding region: 1-1128 (375 amino acids)
Source: RefSeq, a predicted model, not a curated record